Messenger RNA from Monomorium pharaonis (pharaoh ant), 2289 nucleotides. Its product is annotated as glycine-rich cell wall structural protein 1.8. The coding region runs from base 259 to 1560 and encodes 433 amino acids. Gene Ontology annotation, cellular component: cytosol. Gene Ontology annotation, molecular function: mRNA binding. The transcript has 8 exons. The record is from RefSeq and is a predicted model, not a curated record. NCBI's taxonomy places the organism in Eukaryota, Metazoa, Arthropoda, Insecta, Hymenoptera, Formicidae.
CAUAACGAAACGCGAGGCUAGCGCUAGAGCAGCGGCGUCGUAACUUGUGUUCCGUUGUGCGUACGUGCGGGUAGAUUUUUUUAACGCGUGUUACGGGACGGUUGUACUACGUUUUGAGUGUGCGAGGCUCGAGUAAGGAUUGUUCGCGCGUCCUUAAAGUCGCUCACACGCCGAUUAAAUCGUAAAUUUCAGUUUUUUCCUUUCUCUGCGUUUUCUCUUUUUCCUUUUCCCCCCCUCUUCCCUUCCCACCGGUUAUCAAUGGACACGUCUGUCGGUUACCACGCUACCACGGAUACGGCUGCGGCUGGAACGAUGGUUCCAUCUAAUCAGCCGAGGAAGACAAAGAUCUUUGUCGGCCGACUCCCGGAGAAUUGCCGCAACGAUGAGCUGCGACAAUUGUUCUUGCGCUUCGGCGAGGUGACCGAGUGCGACGUGAUGAAUCGAUACGGCUUCGUCCACAUGGCGCGGGAGGAAGACGCGGCAGCGGCAAUCAAGGCGCUCCACAAUUCCAACUUCAAGGGGGCAACGAUCAACGUGGAACAGUCAACCGGAAAGUCACGCGGUGGCGGAGGUGGUCGCCGAGACGACCGAAGAGGUGGACCAAUGAGAGGUGGUAGAGGGGGACGAGACGGUGGUAGAGACGCUCGUCCUGGACCUUACAAUGAUAGAAGAGUUCUUCCGAUCCAACUCGUUGGUUACGAUGGAUCUGCUGCAGGUGGCGUCGCGACCGGGUACACCGAUUACAAUCGCGGAGCUGGCGACUUUAGCGGCCGUGGGACAGACUUCGGUGCCGGCUACGCCGAUCGCGGGGGUUACGGUCAGAACGUGGGUGGCGCGGCGAUGGGUUACACUUCGACGGCACCAGGGAUGGGCGGCGGAUAUGGACCAGCUGCCGGCGCCGUGGGAGGAUACGGGCCGACCGGUGCGGCGGAUUACGGACGAACGGCCGAUUACGGUCGCGCUGACUUUGGCGCCAGAACAGACUAUGUAGUUGGUGGCGGCAUGGCCGGUGAUUUUAAUCGUGGCGCACCUGGUCCCGUAGAUUACGGUCGCACUGAUAAUUUCGGUGCUACCCGCACGGUUGAUUAUACAGCGAGAAAUGAUUAUGAUCGAAGUGCAGCUGGGCCAAUGAGAAACGGUGGUGGCGCUGUUGCUACUACUGGGUAUGGGACUGGUUACACUGAUGUCGGAUAUGAUGAGAGCCACUGGGGUUAUCCGGGCGGGCCAGGGGAUAUGAUGGGUGGGCCUGGGGGGGUAAAUCAGGGAGCUUCAAUGGUCUACGAAAGGAGAGAUGGUCUACCUGGUAAUGAUAUGCAUCCAUUUGACAGGCCAAUGAGCACUGGACCUAGCUACAGCACAGGGGCACCUAGUUACAGCACUGGCCCAGGACCACAAGCUGAUAUGUUUAGUAGAAGACCUGGCAGUGCCGUGCCCAGUGGCGGAUAUCCACCGGUUGCUGGCGGUUAUGCCGAGGGUUACGAUAGACCAGACGCAUAUGGUCCUCCACGUGGCGGCGGACGCUUCCCAGGUCCGGCAGACGCGAUGCCACCGAGGUACUAAGCGUGUACUAAACGCACUAGCGCAUGCGAAAGGCGACCGAAAAACGAAAAAAACCGUAAAAAAAAACAUCGCCGCCUUUCAGCAGCGAUCAUUCGCUUAUCGGACUCGAUUACCUAGGAAUUGCCCUCUGCGUCCGUCGUUGAGUCCACAAUUAAUUAUAAUGAAAACUAUAUAAAACUUACAAUAGAACUUAAUAACGUUUAAUUAUAUCGUAAAGUAAACGGUAAGGCUAAGAAGAUAAUCAAUAGAUGAUAUAUAAACUAUUAAUUGAAUCUAAACCCAGUUUUUUUAAUACACUAUGAAUUAUUAGUUUAUACAUAAACUGAUUAAUCAAUUUAUUAUUGAUUAAACUCGUUGUGCUAGCUCAUUAUAUGUUUGAAGAGAAUUUUUCGACAUUACAUUAUUCGUACAGUUUGUUCAAGAUUUUAUUUCCUUGCUCUUUUUUUCUAUGAAUAAGAUAAAGUCCGGUGUGUGAGUCUAACAUUUUCCUCAAUUUAAUUCUCUCAACACCCACAUUAUAGAGUAUAGAUGAUUUUCUCAUACCGUUAAUUCUACAAAAGAUGACUUGUAUACUACAAUAAUGAUGCUGUAUAUUCUUUUUUUACACAUAAGAACUUGAUCAAUGUUUUCAAAUGUUCAUUCAUGAAACAGAGAAUAAUUAAUUAUCACAAUGUAUCUUUAUAUAAAACGAAUAAAGUGCAAAUGUGAAUGCCCCAAAGCAAUCUUUAU